UGACGAAAAAAUAAUACAGCUUUCCUCUUCUCCAUCUCUCCUUCCAAGUACUGAAAGCCUGAAAUCAUGAAUUUUCUUUCAUGGGUGGCUAUUGCAGCAGUUGUUGCAGUUUUAAUUCAAAUAUCUUCAUCAUCUGAGAACCAAGAAACUCCUUCAGAGGCUGUAAAAAUCAUUGAGUUGCCUGGGCAACCAAAGGUUAAUUUCCAGCAGUUCUCAGGAUACAUCACUGUGGAUGAAAAGCAAGACAGAGCUCUGUUUUACUAUCUUGUUGAGUCAGAAAUAGAACCAGCUUCUAAGCCUCUUGUUCUUUGGUUAAAUGGAGGGCCAGGUUGUUCAUCAAUUGGAGCAGGGGCAUUCUCUGAGCAUGGACCCUUCAGACCAAGUGGAGACAUAUUAGUCAGAAAUGAGUAUAGCUGGAACAAAGAAGCAAACAUGUUAUACUUAGAGACACCAGCAGGGGUAGGUUUCUCUUAUUCUGCUAAUUCCUCCUACUAUAAAGUCGUGGAUGAUGAAAUGACUGCCAGAGAUAAUUUUGUGUUCCUGCAACGGUGGUUUGCCAAGUUUCCAGAAUAUAAGAACAGAGGUUUCUUCAUCGCUGGAGAAAGCUAUGCUGGUCAUUAUGUCCCACAACUUGCGCUACUCAUUGUUCAGUCCAACAAGGACAAGCAAUUCAAUCUGAAAGGCAUCGCUCUUGGAAAUCCUCUUUUGGAGUUCACAACUGACUUCAAUUCAAGGGCUAUGUUUCUUUGGUCUCAUGGUUUGAUUACAGAUUCAACAUAUGUCGCGUUCACUUCAGUUUGUAACUUCACUCGCUACGUGAGUGAAUCUUUCAGAUUCUCUGUUUCCUCUGUUUGUGUGGGAGUGAUGGAUCAGGUCAGCAGAGAAGUCAGCCAAUAUGUUGAUCAGUAUGAUGUCACACUUGAUGUCUGUCUGUCAUCCCUUCAAGCACAAUCAAAGGCUCUCACUCGCCCGCAAUAUGAACAUAAAAUAGAUGUCUGUGUACGAGAUGAAACAUAUAUUUAUUUAAACCGGAAACAUGUACAGAAGGCUCUCCACGCUCGUCUUGUGGGUGUCACCAAUUGGAGUAUAUGCAGUAAAGUUAUCCACUAUAAGCUGCUGAACUUAGAGAUACCAACAGUUCCUAUCCUGUGCUCACUUAUCCAAUCUGGGAUUAGGGUCAUGGUUUACAGUGGAGAUCAAGAUUCUAUUAUACCAUUGACUGGGAGUCGGACAUUGGUCCAUGGAUUAGCAAAGGAAUUGGGACUGAACACAACUGUGACGUAUAGAGUUUGGUUUGCACAGAAGCAGGUUGGCGGAUGGACACAAGUUUAUGGUGAUAUCCUAUCCUUUGCCACCAUUAGAGGAGCUUCUCAUGAAGUUCCGUUCUCACAACCAGAGAGAUCACUUGUGUUGUUCAAUGCAUUUUUAGAAGGCAAGACACUGCCAACUGCACUGUAAUCAACUGAGAAAUCCUUAUGGGAGUAGUGAAUACUUCAAU
Messenger RNA from Telopea speciosissima, 1498 nucleotides. RefSeq names its product serine carboxypeptidase-like 45. Lineage: Eukaryota; Viridiplantae; Streptophyta; Magnoliopsida; Proteales; Proteaceae. Gene Ontology annotation, molecular function: serine-type carboxypeptidase activity. Bases 67 to 1458 code for a protein of 463 amino acids. Gene Ontology annotation, biological process: proteolysis. The record is from RefSeq and is a predicted model, not a curated record. The transcript has 10 exons. Gene Ontology annotation, cellular component: vacuole.